Vicia villosa (hairy vetch) is the source of this 1575-nucleotide messenger RNA. Its product is annotated as mitochondrial succinate-fumarate transporter 1. The record is from RefSeq and is a predicted model, not a curated record. The transcript has 3 exons. NCBI's taxonomy places the organism in Eukaryota, Viridiplantae, Streptophyta, Magnoliopsida, Fabales, Fabaceae. Gene Ontology annotation, biological process: succinate transport; fumarate transport. Bases 186 to 1133 code for a protein of 315 amino acids.
UCCAAACACAUGAACCUUUCCCGCUCUAAACACAGCAAAUCCGAACCCCUCAUCAUCUUGAUUCUUGAACCAUAACAAAAAAACCCUAAUAAAAAAACGUGUUUCAGAGUCACUGAACCGAACCCAUUCCUCGCCGGAGCUGCAUCAUCAGCUUGAAGCAGAACUAUUUUUAACCUCCAUUAAUCAUGAAUCAAGAUGCUGCUCAAGAAAACAGUAACGUGAAUUCGAUUCCCAAGAAAUCGAUUCCACCCUACAUGAAGGCACUUUCUGGCUCGCUUGGUGGGAUUAUGGAGGCUGCUUGUCUCCAACCCAUUGAUGUGAUCAAGACCAGACUGCAGCUUGAUAGGUCAGGGCAAUACAAGGGAAUUCUUCAUUGUGGGAGUACGAUUGCACGAUCUGAGGGGGUACGGGCUUUGUGGAAGGGUUUGACACCUUUUGCCACACAUUUGACAUUGAAGUAUACACUUCGAAUGGGUUCAAAUGCAUUGCUUCAGUCUGCGUUUAAGGAUUCUGAGACGGGGAAGAUCAGUAAUCAUGGGCGGUUUCUUUCUGGGUUUGGCGCUGGGGUGCUUGAGGCUGUUGUGAUUGUUACGCCAUUUGAGGUGGUGAAGAUAAGAUUGCAACAGCAGAAAGGGCUAAGCCACGAGCUUUUAAAAUAUAGAGGUCCUGUGCAUUGUGCAGGAAUGAUCAUAAAGGAAGAAGGUUUCCGUGGGCUUUGGGCUGGCGUUACUCCUACCAUAAUGCGCAACGGGACAAAUCAAUCUGUCAUGUUUACUGCGAAAAAUUCCUUUGAUGUGCUUUUAUGGAAGAAAAAUGAAGGCGAUGGUAAAGUUCUUCUACCAUGGCAGUCAAUGAUCUCAGGAUUCCUUGCAGGUACGGCAGGUCCUAUUUGCACCGGUCCUUUUGAUGUAGUGAAAACAAGGUUGAUGGCUCAGGUUAAAGUGGGAGGUGAAGUAAAGUAUAAGGGUAUGAUCCAUGCCAUCAGAACAAUACAUGCAGAGGAAGGACUUGUUGCCUUAUGGAAAGGUUUGUUACCUCGGCUCAUGAGGAUUCCACCUGGACAAGCCAUUAUGUGGGCUGUGGCUGAUCAAGUAAUUGGUCUGUAUGAGAGGAGAUAUCUUCAAACUUCAUAAUUUUAGGGUUGUUUUUCCUCUCUUUACAUUACUAAUGAUUUCUCCAUAAUAGACAAAUUCCAUUGCAAGCAUAUAAAAAUAAUCAUUUUAGCCUCAAGUCAACCCACAUAGUGGAAUAAGGCUAGGCGGCUGUUGUUGUUGUUGUUGUAGCCUCUAGUCAAUAUUUGUUUAUUUUUCUCUUGGAUUUUAUUUGUUGAUCUAAACACUAAAGGGUCAUACAAAAGCUUCAUUCCUUGGGGAAUUUUAGCUUAGAGAAGUGUUAAUAGUAAUUGCAAAACUACUAGCAAAGCCCUUUAGGUCUUUUUUUGGCUAUAUGUUGAGAUCUAAAGUAAUGUGAGAUGCUUUAGUUUUAAGGCUGCGGUUUUAUGCACUUGUUGAGUUUGACUCUGAAGUUUGUUUGUUUGUAUUUUCUUGAAAUGAGUGUGUUAAUUUUUUAUUUGGU